CCCCAGAGCAAAAACCCGAAACGCAAUUCCACCGGCGACAUAACUGAGAGAAACCACUCGAACUGAAUUAACGAUCUCCGUUCCCGGCCGCCGUUCCUUCUCUCUUCCCUGAGCAAAGCAAGGGAAGGCGCGCGGAAUGGUGGUCGCGGACAAAGAGAAGCUUCAGGAGGAAGUCUCCUUCAACCGUUUCUGUAAAAUCGUGCUCGGUUGGGACCAUUUUCGCCUCGUCUCCGGCGCCGAGAAGAAAAAGAAAGACAACGGAAAGAAGGACGCGGCGGGUUUGAAAGAAGUGAAGAAUUCCUACAAAGACGUUGAUGAUUACCUUUCCACCUUCGAGCCGCUCUUGUUCGAGGAAGUCAAAGCCAAUAUUACUCAGAAGAAAGAUGACGAAGAAGUGACGGAGUGGGAAAUGAGGCUGGUGACGGAGUGUAAUGAAGUGGAAGGGUUUUUCCAGGUAGCACUUACUCUUGGGGAUAACGAGGAAAAGAGAAUCUCCCAAAAUGAUCUGCUACUUCUUUCGAAAGAGAAGACCAAACCAACAGCAUAUGCUUAUGCUCUGGUGGAACAUACCCAGCAUGAUAUUAUUAGGCUUAGAAUGUGUUUGUCUGGAGAAAUCAAGAGCACGAAUUUCGAUGAUGUUGACUCCCAGCCGAGGCUGUUAAACAUGCAGGCUCUUAUUACUGCUCCCGUAAAGCCACAAGAGAAGCCCUUAUUCAGCUUAAAGAUAUGCAGUUUGUCAACCAUUUCACGUGAAUAUAUAGCUUUGCGGUCAAUUGGCUCUCUUCCAUUCAAAGAUUUAAUCAUAAAAGCAACAGACAGAAUUGGUUCAGAAGACCAGUCAUGGAAAGUUUCUGAAUCUCUUCGUGGACAUUUUGAAGAAACUCUUAACACAUCACAAAUGGAAGCUAUAAAUGCUGGUCUAUCACGUAAACCGUUUGUCUUGAUACAGGGCCCUCCAGGAACUGGAAAAACACAGACAAUUCUUGCACUUCUUAGUGCUAUUCUUCAUGCCACUCCAGCUCGAGUGCACACCAAGGCUGGAUCAGUUAAAACUAAAAGUGGACCACAACUCUCAAUUGAAGACAAGUACACGAAUUGGGCACGGGCAUCUCCAUGGUUGGCUGGUGUAAAUCCUAGAGAUGCCAUCAUGCCUAAAGGUGGCGAUGAUGGCUUCUUUCCUACCACCGGAAGUGAGCUGAAACCAGAAAUAGUUGCAUCGAGCCGCAGGUAUCGGCUACGAGUACUUGUAUGCGCCCCUUCAAAUUCUGCCCUUGAUGAGAUAGUGUUGCGCCUUCUCAGAAAUGGUGUUCUUGAUGAAACUGUUCGUAAUUAUAACCCUAAAAUUGUGCGUAUUGGUCUGAAAGCACAUCAUUCAGUUCAGUCUGUCAGCAUGGAUUACCUUGUACGUGUGAGACAAAAGCAAUCUGAGUCAGCUGCCGAAAAACAUAAACAUGGAGCUGCUGGAGGAGAUAUAGAUAAUAUCCGCUCUUCAAUUCUUGAUGAGGCUGUUAUUGUCUUUUCAACUCUCAGCUUCAGCGGUUCAGCCCUUUUCAGUAAAUUGAAUCAUGGUUUUGAUGUAGUGAUAAUUGAUGAAGCCGCCCAAGCUGUGGAACCAGCAACCCUUGUUCCUUUGUCCAAUGGGUGCAAACAAGUUUUCCUGGUUGGGGAUCCAGUUCAAUUACCAGCCACUGUAAUUUCUUCUACUGCCAGCAAAUUUGGUUAUUGCACAAGUUUGUUUGAGAGGUUUCAAAGAGCUGGCUAUCCAGUAAAUAUGCUGAAGAUGCAGUACCGGAUGCAUCCAGAGAUUAGACACUUCCCUUCCAGAGAAUUCUAUGAUGAGGCUCUGCAGGAUGCAACAGAUAUGGAGGUGAAGACCAAACGUGACUGGCACAAGUACCGGUGCUUUAGCCCAUUUUGCUUCUUUGAUUUACACGAAGGGCAAGAGUCCCAACCCUCAGGAAGUGGGUCCUACGUGAACACGGACGAAGUUGAGUUUGUGCUCCUUCUUUAUCGUAAGUUGGUGUCGAUGCAUCCAGAACUUGGGUCAAGUUCACAAUUCGCCCUCAUUUCGCCAUAUAGAUACCAAGUGAAGCUUCUGCAAGAUAAAUUCAAGGAUAAUUUCGGUCAAGACUCGAGGGAGUUCGUGGAUAUUCAAACAGUUGAUGGUUUCCAGGGCCGAGAGAAAGAUGUUGCAAUAUUCUCUUGUGUGAGAGCAAGCGAGAGUAAAGGUAUUGGGUUUGUGUCUGAUGCACGGAGAAUGAACGUCGGGAUCACACGAGCGAAGUCCACUGUUCUGGUCGUGGGAUCAGCAUCAACAUUGAGGCGGGAUGAGCAUUGGCGCAACCUCAUUGAAAGUGCAGAGAAGAGGAAUGUCCUUUUCAAGGUGUCGAAGCCUUAUGCAUCAUUCUUCAGCGAUUCAAAUCUGGAGGCAUUCACAGUGAAGAAGACAAUCCAUAGUGAAUUGCUGGAAGGUGGGUUGCCGCCUGAAAUGGAGAAUGAUAUAAUGAAUUAUGCUCUCAACACAGGAGAUGAUGGCGGCGGGGAUGAAGACCAAGGAGAUGACGAUGGUUACGAUAACGUGGAGGAUGGUGGCGGCGGUAUGGACGAGGACUGAAUCGACAUUGCACUUUUAUAUCCUCCAGUGAUCAACAGUUUCUUUGGUUCUGUUCAUUUGCUUGGCCUCUCUCUAAAUUCUAAUCACUAUGCCAUACCAUUGCAGUCCCCUGUGCAAUAGAGCUCCAUAGUCCGUAUUCAACUCAUGUAAAUUUUUUAUAACUUAGGAAAUCAUUUCAUUCCUUAUUAAUCUUGUCUUAAAAGACAUGAAUGGAAGGAUAAGGAGUAAGUUUCUUCACACAGUCAAAAAUUGAGCAGCAGUUUUAUUCAGAAAAGGGAAGAG
This is a messenger RNA of Linum tenue, 2896 nucleotides long. The record is from the annotation of a GenBank genome assembly. NCBI's taxonomy places the organism in Eukaryota, Viridiplantae, Streptophyta, Magnoliopsida, Malpighiales, Linaceae.